GAUCCUUCCCUAAAUGUGGGCAGGUGAGGACGGGCCGUGAAAAGCAGCAUGGACCUGGAUGUGCUGAACAUGUUUGUCAUCGCCGGUGGCACCCUGGCCAUCCCCAUCCUGGCUUUUGUGGCCUCCUUCCUCCUUUGGCCCUCAGCACUCAUCCGCAUCUACUACUGGUAUUGGCGCCGAGCCUUGGGUAUGCAGGUUAGAUAUGCAAACUACGAUGACUAUCAGUUUUGUUAUUCCUAUAGAGGGAGACCUGGAUACCGACCGUCCAUCCUGAUGUUACAUGGAUUCUCAGCCCACAAAGACAUGUGGCUGUCUAUAGUCAAGUUCCUGCCGAAGAACCUGCACUUGGUGUGCGUUGACAUGCCUGGGCACGAGGGCACGACCCGCUCAGCCUUGGACGAUUACUCCAUUAGUGGGCAAGCUAAGAGAAUACACCAGUUCGUGGAGUGCAUCAAGCUGAACAGAAGGCCCUUUCAUUUGGUUGGUACUUCCAUGGGGGGGAACGUUGCUGGCGUCUACGCUGCUCAGUACCCAGAAGACAUCUGCAGCCUGACCCUCAUCUGUCCUGCAGGCCUGCCGAGUACCACCGACAGCAAGUUCAUUAAGCAGCUCCGGGAACUGCAAGAGUCCGACCGCAUCGACAGGAUCCCUUUGAUUCCCUCGACGCCCGAGGAGAUGGCAGAUAUGCUGAAGCUUUGCUCCUACGUUCGCUUCAAGGUGCCGCAACAGAUCCUCCAGGGCCUCGUGGACGUUCGCAUCCCACACAAUGAUUUUUACCGAAAACUGUUUUUAGAAAUCGUGGAUGAGAAGUCCAGGCACUCUCUCCAUGAGAACAUGAGCAAGAUCAAAGCGCCAACGCAGGUCAUCUGGGGAAAGCAGGACCAGGUGCUGGAUGUUUCUGGUGCCAGUAUUUUAGCGAGUGCUAUCCCAGACUGCCACGUGUACAUCCUGGAGAACUGCGGGCACUCGGUGGUGGUGGAGCGGCCCCGCAAGACAGCCAAUCUCAUCCUGGAGUUCCUGGCGCUGCUGCACAGCAUAGACAACCACAAGAAGCAGGCGUGAGCGUGGCGGGGAGCCGAGUGCCCAUGCCACGUCUUUUAAAUUGUAAAGUACUGCAGCUUUGAUAAGUUCUCAGGGAUCUUGUAUGAAUUGGAGCGAAUGUGCCAAAGUCCCUGAGGAAGGCAGAAUCAGAUACCUAAACUUAUGGCACCGCCGGCACAGCGACCUAGGGGUCAUUGAGCAACCUCCAUAGAUACAGGAAUGGAAGCAGAAUCUCUCCCUUUUCUACUUAGAGAUAAAGUAGAAAUGAGCGGAAAUCACCAAGCGCUAGCCAUGCUGUGUGCUGAAGCUCCUUACGCAGCCAUCCAUCUUACCUGAGUUACCGGCAAGUAGUUGUUAAUGACAUUUACCUAAACUAUGUAAGAAAGGUAGGAAGGAGGAAGUGUCCUGAACUGAGACUUAAAAUAUUUCUACUACUU
Molecule: messenger RNA, 1478 nt
Organism: Apaloderma vittatum (bar-tailed trogon)
Lineage: Eukaryota; Metazoa; Chordata; Aves; Trogoniformes; Trogonidae
Gene: ABHD6
Product: abhydrolase domain containing 6
Exons: 8
Coding region: 49-1062 (337 amino acids)
Source: RefSeq, a predicted model, not a curated record